CCGUGGACGGAACUAGACGUGAAAAUAGAAAACACACAACCAACGCAAGCUGAACCUGGUUUGCCUCCUUGCCCUUCCUGCCCUCUCUGAACAGUUCCUGUCCCUACAGAUUGGAAGGAGGGCCUUCCACGCCUGCUUGACUAUCAGUAAAGUUUGCACCGGGACAGAAACCACAACAACAAAACCAACAGUGGAACAUUCGAUAGCUUCAGUUUCUGAAUGAAAUUCGGUUGCAGGUUGGAGAACGAACGGUGGAAGCGCAAGGUGGUUUUGCUGGAGUUGAGGAGUUCGAUACGCAGAGAGCAGAGAUACGGACAUUUGCGAGAGUGAAAAUAAGGGAUUCUUUGUGAAAGUGCUUACCGAAAGCUGCCUCUGGGAACAGACCCGUUGUGUGCGUGCUGCUGUUAGCAAGAUAAGACGGAAUUGAUUGUGGAAUUCGGUUCUUGCCUAGAAUUUGUGCUAAGUUGUGAUUUGCAGUACAACAAGUGGAAUUAACAAACGUGUGGAUCUGGUUGUAUGUGAAUUUGGGAUUUUUUAGGGAAAGGCGUUUCGUGUGAGUGCUUUUUAUCAAAGGAAGCAAAUUAGUUCUGCUUGACGGGAUGACCGAAAUAAAAAGAGAAAUGAUUGGAAAAAGUUUUCCCCAGUGUCAUUGACAAGUGGGUUUAUUUGUAACAUUGCUGUGUUUUUGGAAGAAUCCCACUAGUUUUGAACACAGUCGGUGUGUGAACUGGACAUAACUGUGCAACAAGCUUCAUGAACAAUCUGUUGAAUGUUCCAAGGAGCGAUAGCUGUGUGAAUAAUUAAAAAAAAAUGUAAUCAAUGCACUGUUAAAGAGUUGUGAAUUUCUCGUAUCGUCGAAGUUUAGUCCAAUCCAGCGAGAAGUUCCGUUGAACCGAAAUAUUUCACCGUUAAAACGAGGCACACGGCAAAGUGUGCAGAAAAAAGAAGUUCGAGGAAAAACUUUGGAUACAACACUGAACCAGGAUCCAAAAAUGUACAAAGAAAGGUCAUGAAUUGCUAUAAACAAGUGCACUCCGGUUAAGCUUUCCACAUAAGAAGAACGACGGCUUGUCCCGAUGAGGGCGGAUACGAGUUUGAAAAAUGAAACUUAGUGCCACGUUGGUUGCAAGAGGAACAUUUUCCAUUAAAGCUCCCUGCGGGUUAGGACUGACGGUAUGCAUAGUAACAAACCGACCUGCACCAACCGCAGUCGUUGUUUCGCCGUAUAUCAAUUCAGUGUGAUCAAUUCAGCGUCACCGUCACCGCAGCAAUGCAACCGAGCGCAGUAUGCACCAUUAACCAGUCGUUUUAGCGGACUACAAACCUAUUCCAGUGUGAAAGUGUUCCGUUAGGGAAUAAUUCAUCUUAGAUCGUUUUGCUAGAAGUGCUACAAAGUAGUGAAUAGUCAAAGCAGACCGUAUUGGAAUCAACUAGCAAACAAUUUUUCCGUUUGAACCAGAGAAACGGGCGGUUAUUUUAAGCUGUUUCAAAGUGAGAGAGAGAGAAAUAAAUUACAGUUCUUGCGCCACCUGUUGUGAACAAACUAAUCCAUACCAGCACACAAUGAGUUUCUUCAGUUCGCUGCAACAGUACGUGACGAGUGGCGUGGCCGGCCUGGGGCUGAACCCGCGUCGUUUCUCCCUAUCCCGGCAGGAGUCCACGGAGGCCACGACUCCGGCCGCCAACAUCGGCAGCCCCAGUCCGCUGAUGCUGAUGGAUCCCAGCAAAAUGAACAACACCGGUGGUAUCCUAAUGGGACCUCCUCCCGGCUCGGGAGGUUCCAUCGGAAGCAGCGGCAGUGCUGGUGGCUUCGGUGGGAUGGGCGGAGCGGUCGGGGGACCCACACUAGGCUAUCCUAAAGUAGUGACACCGUCAGGAUCCGGAGGCACUAUCGCAUCCGGUGGAUCUGGUGGGGGUGGUGCUGCAAGCGGAGGUGGUAUAGGACCCGGUCCCUACGGUACGGCAGGUGGAGGUGUGGUACCUGGCAGUCCCGCUGCCGGUGGACCCUCGAUUCGACGCCAAUCGUCGUCCCGUGGAUUGGAAGCACUGGCCCCACCGGUAAGGCAGGGUUCCUUCCGGGGACGAAAUUCCCCGAUCAACCCAACAGCGCCGGAUAAACCGUCCUUCUCAGUAUGGAAGCGACGACCCUCCUGGCCUGAGGUCGAAAUUAAAUCAUCGUCCGGACAACGGCAUCGGUUGUCCCCGACGCCACUGAUAAGGAUCCAGGGGGAUUCGGAGCCGGCCGGUAGCGGCGAGGACAAAGACGGCAGCGUGACCGAGAUUGUCUAUCGGUUCGACAAAAUGAACCCGCCCUAUAACAGUGUGCUUAGUGCCAAUAACAAUAGUGUGCAGGAGAACGACGGAUCCUACUUCGAAAGCUUCACUGCGCUGUCAUGGAAGAACGAAAACCGACGUCUGUCGGCGGUCCGAGCGGUGGAAACCCGUGCGGAAGUACUGCCGGAGAACGAUAACGACCGACUGCUGGAGGACGACAUCGAACGGUCCGAACAGAAGGAGCAUCUCUAUCUAGACGUCCUGUACGCGAUUGCCAAUACAGUUGGUGCACCGGCACCGGGCGGACAGUACAGCGGAAAAAAGCUACUGCAAUUCGCCCACUACAAGGACGAGAUGUAUUUGCAAGCCCAGCGAGUGUUUAACGUUUCGGCCGACCGACACUACCGGCUGCUGCACGCGGCCAACGAGGAAAAACCCAAGAUUAUCGUUCUCACCGUGAUCGUACAGGAAGCGGAAGGUCUCGAGGCAAAGGAUGCUAACGGUUUCAGCGAUCCGUACUGCAUGCUCGGUAUACAACCGUCGGGAACACCGCCGCCCCCGUCACCUCAGCCACCAAUGACACCCCGAACGCUCUCCGACACUGGCAUGGAUAGCCUGGAGUCGCCGGAGCACGGCAAACUGCGCAAACAUCACAGCUUUCGGUUGAGCUUCAAGCGCAAAGACGGUCGCCAGCAGAGGGACUCGGUCGGACCGGUUCCGGCCAAAUUCAUUAGAGCGACCUCGGUAAAACCACACACGCUCUGCCCGAAGUGGCAUGAAAAGUUUAAAUUCGACAUCGACGAUAUACACUCCGACAUUUUGCACCUGGACAUUUGGGACCACGAUGACGAAAGCAGUGUGCUAGAUGCUGUUUCACGACUGAACGAGGUCAGAGGAGUUAGAGGAUUAGGUAGAUUUUUCAAACAAGUAUGCCAAUCAGCACGCCAAGGUUCGCAGGACGACUUCUUGGGUUGUAUCAAUAUCCCAGUCUGUGAUAUUCCUUCAACUGGCUUGGAAGGUUGGUUUAAAUUGGAGGCACGCAGCUCGCGCAGCUCGGUGCAGGGACGAAUUCGGCUGAAGAUGUGGUUGUCGACACGCGAGGAUCGUGGCAAUUCCGAGGAGGACAACACGCUGGAGGUGAAAAAAUUUGAACGACUGCAAACCAUCUUCAUGAUGCAUGAACUGCACGCUCACGAACCCGCCUGGAAAUGGAACGGAGAAUUGGCUGGACCCUCACUAACCAUCCUGCAUCAAAUAGCGGUUCAGAGUGAUCUCUCCGAUCUACAAAUUUCUCUCGCCAAAUUGGUGGCUAUCAUAAGGCUCAACCGUAAGAAACCAUUGGACACAAAGUUCAUCCACCGGCAGCUCAUCGAGGUAGACAAACUGUGGGUCAACAACUACAACAACGAACCGUUGACUCGCGAACUGGAACAGUGGCUGGCGGAUUCGUUGAACGGUUUCGUCGAACGUUCCCUCAGCCACAUGCGACGUCAUCGGGAAGUUUUUCCCGCACUGCACCCACCAUCGCUCGUACGGUUAGAGUUCCUCCUGCGGUGUCUAGGUCUGCUCGGCUCAAUGCGGGCCUUCCGCCAGGUUAGUCCGUUCAGCAAAGGCGUUCGAGGCGAAAUUGUUGGCGCUUUGCGAAAGGGAUCGAUAACGUGGUCCCAAGCGCAACUGCGCGAAGCUCAACGGGCACCAAAUCCCUUGGUGCAUUACACCACGAUACUGAUUGCGGAUCUCCAGCUUGGCGUGACGUACUAUCAUUCGCUGUUCGAUACAACAAACGGUAUCCAGUACUUCAGUAUUGUAUACAAACAAUUCGACUCUCUGCUCUCCGAGGAAGUGACCAACCGCAUCGAAACUGGCCAGCUGCCGGGAACAAUCGUAAACCACUGGACAAUCCUGGACAAUGAUCGCGAGCCGGACACGGCUCCGUUCGAGGUCUACUUUACCCUGCAGGAGUUUCACAACAUGAAAUCACACCUAUCGGUAACGCCACAACCACCGGAGAAACCACUGGGACUACAGAACUUCCACGAGUGGUUCGAGCCUGCCGUGCAACGAUGGAUUUCAAUCAGCAAAACUAAAGCGAUACAGCGCAUUAAGGCUGCCGUAAAUGUGGACCAGCUAUGCGAGGGUGAACGGAUCGUGCGACACAGCACUUCAUCAAUCGAUACGGCAUCCUGCUUUUACCAGAUACGAGAAUUUUGGAAGAAUCUUGCCUGGCCGGAUCACGGCUCCGGAGCGCACUACGAAGCGUUGAUCGUCGAUUUGGUUUGUACCACGGCGAACGUCUACUCGGAUUUGAUUCACCAGAAUUUAACGGAAAGUGGGUACUAUGACAAGUCGGGUCCUCAACGCACAGCCGACGAUAUGUGCGUUAUAGUCAACAAUCUGGAGUAUGUCAGACGAGCCUUGGCCGAAUUUCAUCCGGAAACACACCAUUUGACGGAGAAUGCCGAAAACUUGCUCGAUAAUACAAUUGCUCAACUGGAGAAUAAAGCUGACCGAGUGCUUGGGAAACUAACCGCUUCCAUGCAAGGUCCGCUGCAGAAAGCCGUGUUCCAUUUGGCUUGGUCUCCGGAUUCACUACCCGCCAACCAAGCAGUGAUGCCUCUUCUGGAGUACUUGGACUCACACCUAGCGACGUUGAAUGUAACACUUCUGUCCCAAAACUUCUACCGUGCAAUGAGUCUCAUUUGGAACAGCGUAUUGGCGGAGUUUGCCAAGCAGAUGGACGCUGGUGGAGAGGGAGACAAACCUAGUAACUUCCACGAUCGCAUGUAUGGAGCACUGCAACUGCUAGGGGAAUUUUUCAACGCCGAGGGUCUCGGUCUACCGCCUGAGAUUCUACACAGCGAUCUGUACUGGCGCGUUGCUCAACGAUUACAAUAUCACAAAACCGACACCGAGCAGCUAAUCGAUCUGUACUACCUGCAGAGACUACAAGAGCAGCUAAACACGGUUGGACCGACCGGGCUUGGUGUGCUUUCCGUGAAGGCGUAUUUCAAUCACGAUUCGCUGUGCGUUGAAGUGCUGAACGCCAAGGACGUCAUCCCACUGGAUCCGAACGGGUUCAGCGAUCCGUUCGUGAUUGUAGAACUGAUGCCAAGGCGGCUUUUCUCGCACUGCUCCGAGCAGCAGACUAACGUGCACAAGAAAACACUCCACCCCGUGUUUGAUGAAUGUUUCGAGUUUUCGAUCACGCAAGAACAAUGCCACGCGGAAGCUGCCAUGAUUGUGUUCACCGUUAUGGACCACGAUGUGCUAACUGCGAACGAUUUCGCCGGCGAAGCGUUCCUGUCGCUGACGAACAUUCCCGGCGUAUCCAGCAAUUUUAACAUGAACAUUGAAAACUUUGACUGUGUGGCCCAGAUCGAUCUGCCCCUGCUGGAGAUGAAAGACAAAAGUCACCCCAUCCUAUUAAUUCUCGAAGGAAGGGUCAACGAUAAAAACGCCAUGGAUUUUGUGAGGAAACAGAAAGCUCGCGUCGUAGGCUAGGCGUUUUUUUGUACACAUGAAUGUCAAUCAGCAAAAAUUUGUGAGUUUACAGUUUACACAGAUAGCUUAUUUGUAAUCGUAGGAUUUUGGAAACUAAGCGACCUGCUGCAGACGUCUAAUUGAAGGAAACAAAAACAAUGCUUUCAGAAUUGGACAGUAUUUUAAUCUACUUUUUCAACAGAAACGGAAUAUCUCUACGCGACAGCUAAUUUUUUGUAUGAAACUUACUUUUAGAUUUUUUCGUAAGCGUGUUAUCAAUGCCUUCACAAACUACGAUAUAAAAGUAACCGACAUUCGUGUAAAUCUUUCCAUGAUAGCACACUCCACGAAACUAGUGAGUAUCCCCUGGACCUUGUGGAUUAGAAAAUGUAGUGGAAACCCUGCUAAAAAAUAUAUGAGACUAACCUUUACUAUAUUGUAAGAAGCUCAGUGCUUGUUUCGAAAAGAGCAUAUUUUUAUACGAAUUUGAUUUAAAUCUAUACAACAAAAAAAAGAAUAACUAACUUUAGCUAACUAUAAAACGAAUCUUGUACAUUCGAAACUUUGUACAGUUAGACGAUACAAACUUUAGAGAUGCUAUACAUAGGUUUUCUACCAGCAAACAUCAAGCCUAUCAUCAAACAUUGAAGCAAAUCAACUCUUUGCAACUGUAAACAUUUUCUAACUCUCCACUCUAAAAGGACGAACAAACCAAAAAUCGAAAACGAACGAGUUGGACAAAACAACCAAAUAUACCAUUUACUCUUAAGCUGUAAAUUUUCUCAAACAAACUGCAGAUAAUUUCUUAUGAAUGAAUAACAAACUUAAGCAACAAACCAAAAAAAAUCAAGGAAACGAUCGCGUCCGCCCCUAGUGCUUUCAUCCGAAGGGAGUUUGCGAUCUUUCCGCCUGUAUAAAAAGAAUCUGUUUAAAACAAGUAUCGUACACAUAUACUAUCCACGGGAUGUACAACCGCAAACUGAACGCUACACUCUCACAAUCAUGCAUACCGCUGCACUAAGUUAGUAUUUUUUUGCUUGACUUUGUUAACUUUUUUUUAUUACAUGACACUUAAUGGAAAGCCAUGUCAGCAUCACAUCCGUCACAGCACAAAAUUGGUUUCGAAUACAAGACUGUGUCCACUAUGCCAGAUAGCUGGCUGCAUAGCAAUCAUUGUCAAUUCCGUGAUCGAUGAACUAGCGAAACAAAGUAGCUAAUUCACAGCAGUUUGAGUAGAACUAAUUUAACUAUUAGUUGUUUGCUUCACGUACAAAGUUGGGAAUGGAAUGAGUAAAUAUGUUGUGUACCGAAAGGUUUUUCCACAUAAGAAACCGUCAAAAAAAAGUCAGGCUUUGAACGCUGGUAACUUAGUCAUUUGUUAACAUAUUUUUAAUAUUUUUACAUGAAUCGGUUACAUAUUUUUUUACCAAAUUGUUUUAAUAAAGAAACUUACAGAAUUGAAUUAUUGUAAGCCAAAAUAGUUGUUAUCAGGUAAUAAAAAAUUACGAAUCUGUAAAUCCACACCAAGUUUUAGGUACUAGCGAAAGUAUUGUCAUUGGCUAUGUGCAAGUUUGCCCAAUCGGAUUGUCACUGAUCGGAGCUCAAAUGCCUCGUUCAAUUUGAGAAAAACAUUAUCUGCUCAGGUGUAAUGAUUACCACAAAAAUGGCAACACUGGCAUUCUAUUUUGUUCGUCCCCCAUACUGCCGUUUGAAGCAUAGUUGUCCCAGCGUGCAUAAGAUUUGUGUAGAACAUGGGCCUACUAUGAUUUGAACGGCAGCAUAAGAGGAUUCGUUUCCAGGGACGGACGCAAUGCACUUCAGAGAUAAGCGACCUAACCCCACUUUUUUGACAGUUCAGGAAGCUUGUUUACAAAGUGUUAGAAGCUGGAGUGAAAAACCGAGAUAUUUUUGUUCUUACUGAAUUGUUGCCCAAUCAAUUAAAAAGACGCAUGGAGAUUAUUGGUUGAACACAUUUUUAUUGCAGUAGCUCUAUCCCAAAUGAUCCAAAUCUCAUGAUCAUCAAAUUUUGUUAUGGCUUUUCUCUUUUUCAUUUCCUAACCCAUACAUACAGUGAAACCACAAACUAGCAGAUGUAAAACUAAAAACAUAGUUCCAAUAAAAAAUCACAGGAAGGUUGUACGCAAAGCCACGACCGCAAGGUUGAAGUAGAAUACUUUUACAAGAAAGAUAACCCGGCUGCUUGCAUGUCAGUCAUUUUUUCUAGUAAAGAAACGUUGACCGUUCAUUGGCAGUAUUGUAAUUUCUCUUUGUUUGAUAUUUUGAAUGAAGUUUAUUGCAUAUUUUUAAAAUUUUGCGCAAAUGAGCAGUUGAAGUGCUGCCGAAUUGUAAUAUGCACAUUAAAUACGACAUCAUUGAACUGGAACGGAUCAAAGGCUACAGUUAUGCAGAACGCGAAUGACAACGCGAUGUGAUUCGCCUUACCGUGGUGGAAUGUACAGCUCUUUUUAGGUGAAGUAGAGCUAUACAUUUCAACACAUUUCGUCUUGCCGAAUCGCAUCGCGCCGUCAUUUGCGUUCUGCAUAACCGUAGCCAAACACUAAGCGACGCAAACACGUAAUAAUAGUCAGAGUAUGCAUGUAAAUGAAGAAAAUUAACUUUGGAUUAUAACGCAAAACGAGAGAAUAUUAACUCUUCAAAUAUUCAAUUGUGUUCUUCAAAUUUUAGUUGUUCAAUUUAAUAUCUGAUGAAAUGUCUGUUUAAUAUCUGAUGAAGGCUCUUGUAUAGGCCAAAUAAUGCAUUCCCAAUUUACCAGGUCCAUAACUCUGUCGACCGUGCUUGGAAAAGCAAUCGUAUAACGACCAAUCAGAGGUCGAAUUUUGUGUUUUGACAAAGUUUAAGAAUUUUCAAUAGUACAAUAGUUAGAAUAAUAGAAUUGCAAUUUCCUGCAUUUGGUAGGAAUCUUAGAAGAUUUUCUAAUCGAUUACUGCAAAAACGAAGAAAAUCCAUCGAAAACUAACCGAUUUAUUAACAUUUGAAAUUGGACAUAUUUCUCACUUUUUUCGGUUUUAGAUUUUCAUUUCAUAUCCCUAUGUAGCCGAACUUCCUGAGAGAAGUAUUCUACUUCAAAACAUACUUAAUCACUUAAUCACAUAAUGUUAUCCGGUAAACGAAAUACCGAACUAUUAUGCCAGUCUGCACUUUAUAUUUCUGGUCGAAUAUUUGUUUAUUUAUUCAGCUUUCUUGUAAAUCACUUAAGGUAUGUUUAGACUAUCUGAUUUUUCCAUCUGAUUCGAGCUGAUUGCUCGAAAAUAUAUCGAAUGCAAUGUUGGUUUACGUUUACAUCUAUUCGAUAUUGUAAUUCGACAUGCCGUUCGAUAUGUCGAAUGGAAUAGAAACGUUUCUAUUUUUUGUUCGACACCAAGAACAUAGCAACCUUUGAAUUUUUUUUUCAGUUGUUUGUUCUGGCUUUCCAUAACAAACAUCAUUUCGUUUCUUGUGUGCAAAUAUUAAAAUGGAGAAGAAGACUGGAGCUGUAUCCAGCAUUGAAAAAAUCAUUUGACAGUUUUUCCUUUCGACUUGUACAAGCAGUGUGAACACCGCCAUACAAACAGGUUUGACAAAGUAUGUCGAACGGUAUAUCGAGCAGACUUUCGAUUUCUGCAGUGGUCAAAAUCAGACCGACAUGUCUAAUAGUCUAAACGUACCUUUAUAUGAAUCGAACAAUUUCAAUUCUUUCCAUGCUAGUUACUUUGACGUAAUAGAAGAACCCUGCUAUCUGAUACUGGCAGGUUUAGAAUGCUUUCUUUCUACGAGUCACUAACUGUAUCACCUUCUCACAAAAGUUGACAAAUGCAACCGGAACUGAUUAUUUUGGAGUUACUUAUUAUUUUGCCUCUCAAGUGAAACCAGAACAAUCAACAGUGCUCGCUAUUGUACGUUAAAGGUUUUCCAAGCUACUUCCAGUUUAAAUACUUUUUGGAAAUCCAAACCCAGAACUCUCCAACAUACAUUCACUCUAACACGAUAAACACAUUUGCUGUGCCACUAAAAUAUAUAGUAAAUGUCGAGCUUAGAUGUUUAAUAUACCCUCAUCGCAAUAACAAGUAGUCGAUCUUCCCCACGAAUUAUGUUCUGAAAGAGAUAGAACCAGAGAAUCAAAGCACUGCACAACCGUCAAUGUCGUACAUACAUUAGUCCACAUUUCAAAAAAGCAAGAAGCUUUAGAACCAGUCAUGCACAUGCGAAUGAAACCUCAAGAUAACUAAAAAGUAACACAUCAUUGAAAACACAACGCAGAGUUCAUCGGUACGAACCUAGAAGUGAGCCGGAACAAAAGGAACAAACUUCACCUGGUUGAAUUUUUAGACGACUUUAAUUUCUACGCCAGCUUUUAAAUGUACCCACUACCUUUUCACCUAGCGAAACCCCUUUUUGACGAGGACGCAAACCUUUAUAUGGAGAAACUUUAGAUUCUUUGCCAAAGAAUAACCACCCCGUAGCCUUUACAAUUUGCAUGCACCACUUAAAGAAAGAAAAAAAAACGACAAUGUGCUUGUACGGACAAAAAGGGAAACUAUAUAUACACAAAUCUAUCCGUAGGGUUUUGAGCCGUACCAAGGUUAGCCAAAUGAAAACCAAUUAGAUUACAAGCACAUAUUGUAAAUACGCCCAAACCAAUUGUUCAAUGUCUUAGGGAAGCAACAAUCAUAUUACAUUUAAACACUGUACGAUAUUGAAACUCAAUGUUAUAGUAAAGAAUUUUAUCAAAAUAUGUAUUCGAAUCAUUAGAUCGGAAGCUUUAUCGUCGUUAUUUUUAUGAUAUUUGUUACGAACGUUAAACAACUAUAUUUUGAAAAAUUGUCUAUUUAUUCGCCAGAGAAACUAAUUACGUUAUAUUUCUAAAGGGUCUAUUUUACUUACUGGAAAAUAUAAACAAUAACUGCUACUGUAAAAUACCGAACCAAACAACAAGAAGUCAUGUAUUAUCACCAGAAAUAUCAAUGCACAUUCCCUAGCGAGUCCUCAAUAACAACGAUCGUGGAUUUGUGUAAAUUUCACGUUGUUCAUUGAAAAUUCGCAUCAUCCCAUCAAUUUGAUAACCGUCAGAUGCUGGCACAGAGAAACGAGAUUUAACACUGUCGGGCGAAAUCACGCGGUUCGUUAUAAUAGGUAUCGAUUGUUUUGGACACAAAGGUGCGACAGCUGCAAAAUUGUAAAAAAAAACUAUUAGCGAAACACAAAGAGAUGGCAAUCUGUUUCACAUAUGGUAAUAUUUUUCGAAAAUACAUUAAUAAAGCAAGAUAUCUGUUCAUCCAACAAAACGAUUGCAAA
Wyeomyia smithii (pitcher-plant mosquito) is the source of this 11046-nucleotide messenger RNA. RefSeq names its product BAI1-associated protein 3 (gene unc-13-4A). Lineage: Eukaryota; Metazoa; Arthropoda; Insecta; Diptera; Culicidae. Bases 1564 to 5775 code for a protein of 1403 amino acids. The record is from RefSeq and is a predicted model, not a curated record. The transcript has 15 exons.